Molecule: messenger RNA, 2153 nt
Organism: Acanthopagrus latus (yellowfin seabream)
Lineage: Eukaryota; Metazoa; Chordata; Actinopteri; Spariformes; Sparidae
Gene: rrs1
Product: ribosome biogenesis regulator 1 homolog
Exons: 1
Coding region: 48-1094 (348 amino acids)
Biological process (GO): ribosome biogenesis; ribosomal large subunit biogenesis; endonucleolytic cleavage in ITS1 to separate SSU-rRNA from 5.8S rRNA and LSU-rRNA from tricistronic rRNA transcript (SSU-rRNA, 5.8S rRNA, LSU-rRNA)
Cellular component (GO): nucleus; nucleolus; preribosome, large subunit precursor
Molecular function (GO): protein binding
Source: RefSeq, a predicted model, not a curated record
UUUCUAUUUGGCACGUGGGGAGCAGACGUCCAACAGCACUGUCCAACAUGGCGGCGUGCAGUGUGGAAGCGCUGCUUGCUAAAGCUGAGCAAGAAGAGGCCGAAAAACUGAAAAGCAUCUCCGUCCAGAAGGAGCUGGACCUGGAGUUUGACAUCGGCAACCUGCUAGCUUGUGACAAAAACCGCAUCGACCUGCGGGAGUUCAGAGAGCAGAAGAAAGAAGACUUCCUGCGGUCGCUAGCUCGUGACAACACGCAGCUGCUCAUCAACGAGAUCUGGAAGCAGCCCACGGAGAGAGUCCAGGAGGCGAUAGUGGUCAAACUACCCGAACCGGCGACCCCGCUGCCCAGAGAGAAACCACCUCCGAAGGCCAAACCACCCACAAAAUGGGAGCAGUUCGCCAAGCUGAAGGGCAUACAGAAGAAGAAGAAGACCAACUUGGUGUGGGACGAAACAGCGAAGGAGUGGAAGAGGCGCUGGGGCUACAAGAGGGCUAAAGACGACACCAAAGAGUGGCUGAUCGAGGUGCCGGAGACCGCAGACCCGAACGAGGACCAGUUCGCCAAACGCGUCAAAGCCAAGAAGGAGAGGGUGGCUAAAAACGAGUACAACCGGCUGAAGAACAUCGCCAGGGCGCAGAAGGGCAAAGUGCCAGUCAUGGGGCUGGCCACCUCAACCCAGCAGUCCAAAGACGAGCUGUCUCUAGCUGUGAGUGUGGCCAGGACCUCCACAGCAUCCGUGGGCAGGUUCCAGGACCGCCUGCCCAAAGAGAAGGCACCAAAGAACACGGGCAAGAAGAGGAAGUUCGAGCCCCUCAUCGGUGACUUUUCCAGCGAGAGGCACAAGCAGCUGGAGCUCCUCAAGCUCAUGGACGGCAAGAAGCCCAAGCUGGACAUCACCAAGGCUGUCAAUAAGCAGAUGAGAGAGGAGGACAGGGAGGAGGCGGCGGCCAAGUACAAGAAGAGGGCAGGGAAGAAGGGACGCAAAGGAGGCAACAUGUCAGGGAAGGGCAAAGGGAAGGGUGGGAAGGGGAAAGGAGGUAAAGCUGGAGGAGGAGGAGGAGGGAAGCGGAGAGGCAAACCUGGGAAACACUGAGGACUUCCUGUAACCUGCUACACCUGACUGUGCCUUGAUCAUCAGAGCAUUGGACUGGACUGAUAUGAUGCGAUAUGAAGUGACUGAUGAUCUUGUGUCAAGUCCAGAAUGUCUGUGGCUCUUUCACCGUACGUUUAAAACUGUCACCAGACUCUUUUAAAUGUCUGUCCCAGCAUCAUGGAGGCUAACUGAUCAAUAUGUUUAUUAUAAAUGGAAAAUAUCUAAACUGCUGCCAGAAUUUAAAAAAACAAACAAACAGAUAAUUGUGAUUCCUUUUCCCGUUUGCAUUCAGAAUUUACUAGGUCAGCAUGUUAGAGAUAAGACACAUGGCAACAAGAAAAGAAGUAGAGCUGCAGUGACUGACUAGUUUUCACCUGUUUAUAUUAAUCACCAUCUGUUUUUGAUGAUCGUUUAGUCCGUUUGAGUAAUUCGGCUUCUUCAGUGUGAAUAUUUCAUGGUUGAACUGAAAAUCUUGACAUCAUUUGACAUUUGAGGAUAUCAUCUUGGGGACCGAUUCAACAUUUUUCACCAAUUUCUAGCAAAGAAACUAAUCAUAUAAUUGCAAAAUUAAUCGACAGAUCAGUCGACAAUGACAGUAGUUACUGGAAUCAGCCCUUACACAGUGCAUCGUUCCAAAACUAAGAAUUUUUAUAUUGGGAAGAUUGAGAUUGCCCUCUAAAAAUGUUAUGUAAGAUGCAAAUAAUGACAUUUUUCACAUAUGUUCAAUGUUAUCAGAAAUACAGUAAGCUGGUGUUAUAAUGUGUAAACAUGUCACAGUCUACAGCAGUGUUACUGACGUUCAGAGUGACAUAACAGGAUUCAGACUUUCACCCAUGUGACAUGUCAUCAUCAGUAAAAAAGCCUUUUCAUUGGUCUGUGUGUCAAGUAAAAAGGAUGAUAUUAUUAUUAUUAGUUGGCUGUAUUCACAUAAGAUAAAAAAUGAAAACUGUAAUUAUAUUGACAGAUUUGAUUGCCUUGUGAUUCAUGAUUGGCCCAAAUGAAUGUUUUUGCGUUGUAAUUUUCAUUUCAGUGAAAAAAAAAUAUACAGUUAAAUCCUGA